This is a messenger RNA of Mucor mucedo, 972 nucleotides long. RefSeq names its product RNA polymerase Rpc34. Gene Ontology annotation, cellular component: RNA polymerase III complex. NCBI's taxonomy places the organism in Eukaryota, Fungi, Mucoromycota, Mucoromycetes, Mucorales, Mucoraceae. Gene Ontology annotation, biological process: transcription by RNA polymerase III. The transcript has 5 exons. The record is from RefSeq and is a predicted model, not a curated record. The coding region runs from base 1 to 972 and encodes 323 amino acids.
AUGACCGAUGCGAAUAAGGAAGGUGGAGACAACCCUUUUGGUUUGUCUGCUGCCGAAUGGAAGUUUUAUCAAUUUGUUCGAGCUUCACCCAAGGGUGUCAAAUUCACUGAUCGCCCUGACGAUAUGGAUGUGCAAGAAUCUUAUUUAGCAAUGAAUGCUCUGUUGAAAAAGAAUACCUUGGAAGUUAUUGCAAUGAAUGGCGAGAAUAUGCUGAAAGCGAUCGAUUUAAGAGAUGCCGAAAAAGCCAGUAAAUUAAAUGAUGAUGCCCGUCUUGUGUAUAACACCAUUCGUGCCGCUUCCAAUAACGGUAUUUGGACCAAAGACUUAAAAAAAAAGACCAACCUUCACACGAUUGUUUUGAACCGUACCUUAAAAUCAUUGGAACAAAAGCAAGAAAUUAAAGCUGUCAAACAUGUCAAAUAUCCCACACGUAAAAUUUAUAUGCUCUAUGAUUUAUCCCCUUCCAGCGAAGUGACAGGUGGUGCUUGGUAUACAGAUCAAGAAUUGGAUACCGAUUUCAUUGACAGUUUGAAAGCUGCCUGUUUAAAAUACAUUACUGCCAGAAGUUUUCCUCGCGUUGAAGGUGUGACAGAUGCUGUUUUUAGUGCAGAUCACGAACUUUAUCCUACAGCUACAGAAGUCAGACGUUUUAUUACAGAAUCUCGUAUUUCAUCCAUCGAUUUAUCAGUCAAGGAUAUCACCAGUUUAUUGGAUGUGUUAGUAUAUGAUGGUGUUGUGGAGAAAAAGUUACCGUUUAUGGCUGGUAUGGAGGAUUUCAGUGACGAUGAGGAUGAUGAGGAUGCAUCUGUUUCAUGGUCCUAUAAAGCUAUUCGAAAAGUUGCUAGUCGUUUACCAACAGAAGCAUUAACAGAAACUCCUUGUGGUAAAUGUCCCGUCUUUACAUUUUGUGUGGAAGAUGGUCCAAUUUCUCCCGUCAACUGCGAGUACUUUAAAACAUGGUUGGAUUGGUAA